Messenger RNA from Guillardia theta CCMP2712, 19950 nucleotides. RefSeq lists its product as hypothetical. The record is from RefSeq and is a predicted model, not a curated record. Gene Ontology annotation, molecular function: protein binding. NCBI's taxonomy places the organism in Eukaryota, Cryptophyceae, Pyrenomonadales, Geminigeraceae. The coding region runs from base 1 to 19950 and encodes 6649 amino acids. Gene Ontology annotation, cellular component: plasma membrane of growing cell tip. Gene Ontology annotation, biological process: positive regulation of establishment of bipolar cell polarity regulating cell shape. The transcript has 2 exons.
AUGGGACCUUUCUUGAUGACGAGGCUGUCAGGGUCGCUAUUUGGUAUCAGCGCUGCCGAGGAGCCAUUGUUUAUUACUAUCCCGAAAUUUGACAAGCUUCAAAUAUCCCAGUUUACUCCAAUAGCAGGCAUACGGAAUACCAUCUUCCUUUCCCUUCAAACUAAUUUCGAGUUGAGCUCAGAUGUAUUUCAGAAGAUAACGAUGAGGAUUGUUUCACAGGCGCUGCCGGCCAACUUGGUCAAUUCUGUCUUUGGAAAUUUCGAUGAUACAUCAUUCUGUGAUUCCAUGGUUAACAAUGUCAGCGAUACAACUUAUCUUGUAGAUCUUAUUCUUUGCAAAGGGGCAAAGUUCAGCCCUGGUCAAAUGUACACUUCAAAUUUUGUUUUUGUGAAUUUCAACCAGUCCAUUGAUGCGAGCGCUGAUUUUUUAGUCUCAGCGCAGGGGCAGUUGAGGAUAUCGAUCUUAAGCACAGCGGUCGCCAAACCAGGACUAUCACAGUCAGCUCGAGGAGUCUCUGGAGGGAAAGAUCCCUUCCUGACUAUCAUUCCUCGUUUUUUGGUGGGUAAACUAAGUCAAGUCACCCCGCUUCCUGGGGUAAUGAACACUUUUACUGUGGAGCUUAUGACCAACGUUGAUAUUCUUUACGAAGACGGAGAAACUAUCAGAUUGUCUGGUACAGCACCGUCUCCCGUUGAAGUGAUACCUGUUGACCUGGACCAUGUGGUCGGAGGGAAUGGUGGGAAUCAAUUAUUUUGCGCGCGAGGUGUAGUCAGCACUCUUUUGAUAUCCUCAGAUGGUCAGACGAUAAACCUUGACUUGAACAUGUGCGGAUCCAUACUGAGAGCCAAUGUAAAAUAUUCUUUCAGUUUCACCUCUUGGAAUAUGAUGAACUCUCAACCAGCCGUAGAUUUCCAAGUGUCAGGUCAAGGUCUAUUCCCUUUCUCUCCUCAACAAGUUGAAACGACGAGGGGACUCUUUGGCUGCAUCAGUGAUGGGCUGAGCCCUUUGCGGGUGGAAGUUCCUCGUUUCGUGGUGGCUUCCAUCGCUCAGAGCAAUCCGUUUCCAAAUCGACCCAACCGCAUCGAGGUCGUUUUCCGUUGCAAUUAUGGCCUCAGUGGUGCAAAGUCAGCAAGGUUGAUGCUUGGUGGGAUCCCUUCCCUGGUGUUGUCGGGAACUCAGAGGAUGAACGUGGGCGUGCGGAGCCAAGAUGAGCUGGGAAACUUUGUGACAGAGGAGAAUCUCUUCUUUGAUGGCUCGCAGCCCCCUGCCAUGGGCAACUACGGGUUGAUGCAUUAUCAGUCGGGUAUGCUCGAGCUGUUCGUUCAGCCUCAGCAGGAGACCCUCUGCUCUAGAACCUACUACUUGACGUUUGAAGUCAACAACGUGGACUCACCAAGGGCUGGUGCGGACAUCUACAUGAACGUGAGUCAAGAUGAUUUCAAUAUUCCUCCGGAACAGGUCCCAAACAAUCUCCACGGCCUUUACGGGGUUGAAAACGCGUCUCGCCCUUUCUUUGUGUUCCAGCCAUCAAUCAUUGACAAGACAAUCUAUCAAGUGUCUCCUUACAUUUCAAGUCCAAACUCCUUGCACAUUGAUUUCGCAGUUGAUGCCGACAUGCUGGGAUCCGAGGCUUCGACCAUCGUGAUCGCUGGAUUGCAAGGCAUCAGGCUCAACGAAAGUUUCCAAAUCCUUGGCAACAAGUCUCUCUUCUGUGUUGGAGACGUGACAGGACGAGCAACCUGGAGUGGACCCAACGCCUCCGUGUACUUGCGAAUCUGUCGGAAUGAAACUCUCCCAGCGCGAGCCAGGGUUGCUGUCUCUUUCACAUUUAUGAAUCCUGCCGUCAAGCAGCCCUCUCCUCCCAUAGAGAUCAGCUGCGACGGAACCUUCACAGUGACUGCCGAGUUGAUGGUGCCCGCAAAGUCUCUUCUGCCCUACAACUUCUCUCAUCCCCUGAUGUUCGUGUCGAGCUUCACCUGGGACUCUUUCUCUCCCUCCUCAGCUCCCAGCAAAGGAGGGAUGCAGGUCACAAUAGCUGGAGUGGGAUUCGAGGAGGCGAGCCAGCCAUUCUUCUGUGUGUUCCUGUGGCUGGACGGCAGUUACUCCUUGUCAAGUCAAGUCAACUUGAGCGACGGCGUCAGGCGUUGCCUCCAGCCAGCGCUCCCAUCCUUCGAGCAAACCUUCCAGCUGCUUCUCAGCUAUGGGGGGCAGCACGUGGGUCUCAGUCAGACGGUUGCGAUCGACCACAAGGACGAGGUGCUUCGACUCUCGCCCAGCUCCCCCUCCCCCUUCCUCUUCUACGAGGGAUGGGAUCGAGUUCAGCCCACGGAGGCUCUUGCGAGCGGAGGUAGGACGCUGAGCGUGUCCGGCUACGGGUACAACUGGCGCAGCAUCUACAAGUGCAGGUUUGAUCGGGGCAACGAGACUGAGUGGACCACGGCUAUCGUGAGGUCCCAGAGCCUCGUCACGUGCCCGACCCCGAUCUGGGGGAGGAGGUUUGCUGCGAUCCCUGACCGGGAGGAGGGAGCGGUGUUCCUUCAUGUCCACAACGCGAUGAAGAAGCUCGUCUUCACCAACUUCACCCUCUACCCUGCCGACUGCUCUCGGCAGAACUUCAGGCAGUCCUCUUGCGCGAUCUUGUUCUCUCCCGUGUGGACGACAUACGGAAAGCUCCAGGUGCUUCCCCUGCUGCCCACCCACCCGACCAUCUUCUCAGCUGUCGGAGGCGAUCAGAUCCUAGUUAGCGGGCUCGGCUUCGACCUGUCGGAGGAAUACACCUGCUCCUUCUCCUAUCAGUUCGGGACGGACGUGUACGCCUCUGAACCCUCGUACGCUCUUGUGUUCAACUCGACCUCCAUGCUCUGCAACUUCACCCUAUGGAGUCACCACGCUGUGACCACCGCCACCUUGACCGUCCGCCAGGGCACUGACGCGCAACUGAUGCCGUACGGGGACGACCGGCCGAUGCAAAUCCAAGUGUGCGAGGACUUCUACGUGCUGUCUCCCUCCCAGGGCUCCAUGCUCGGCGGGUAUCAGGUGACUGUCUACGGCUUCGGCUUCGACCGGACGGCCACGUACUCCCUUGGCAACAGCAGGUUCACGUUCGCGUCCUACCUGACUGUCAACGCCAUCACCUUUGACGUGGGUUACCAAGAAAUCCACGAGCCUUUGGAGACCGUUGGCCUGCACAUGACUGGAGGAGAGGACUCGUGCUCCUCCCUCGACAGGAUAACUGAGUUCCAGUUCAGCUUCCUGUCGGCCUGGGUCAUGAGAUCCCCGAAGCAUGUCGAUCCUCUCAUGGACCAACUCGUCAUCGAGAUGUACGGCGUUAACCUCUCCCACACCUUCCGCUGUCUCUUCUUCGGCCCCUACAACGCUUCUGUCAAUGGGCUCCUCCUCCCUCUCGAGAGCAAACUCCUCUGCGACUUACCGCAGGAUGAAAACUCCACCUUCGGGUACGGCGAUCAGUUCCAAGUGCAAGUCUUCGAUGACGACGAGCAGCAGUUCGUUGUAGGGGUGGGCGACCUUGCAGUCAUCAUGGUCCAUGCUAAUCGACCUCCUACUUUUGUGCUUGAUUUGCCCUGGAAGAAAGUCGACCAGGAGACUGGUUUCACCAUCUUCCAGCUAGCCUCCAACAUCUCCGUCGGGUUUGAUGGGCCGCUGGAGGCUGAGCAGACUUUGACCUUCGUCGUUGACUACCAGCCCGGCUUCCUGCUCGCCCGCCCACCCCAGCUGUUCCCCAACGGCACCUUUGUCAUCGCGACGAACGUGGCAAAGAGCGGAGUCGUCACCAUAGACGUGAAGCUGGUGGACAACGGGGGGACCCUCUAUGGCGGGAGAAACGAGUCCCUCACUCGCAGGUUCUACCUCAUCAUACGGCCCAAGGGCUCACUGCAGCAGGUCUCGACUGGGACCUCGGUGACUGUGCGAGAAGGGGAGGGGUUCUAUCAACUGUUUGUCAACAUCUCGGGAAAUUUUGACGUGUACCCUCUGCAAGACUACUCGAUCACCAGCCGGCCGAUCUCAGGAUGUGAGAGGUACAUGUUCCAGCCAAACUUCGAGCCGUUGGUUGAGAAUGACGGAAUCUUCACCUUCAAGACUGAAGAGUUUGCCUUCGGAGACGCUCUUUUCUCCUACGAGGUCCGGACAUCAAACAGCGCCUCCAACUCAGUUCGGCUCUCGGACUACAACAUCUCAAUCACCGUUGAGCCUGUCAACCAGCCGCCGACCUUUAGCGUCGCUGGUGCUGAUCGGUUUGUCAUGCUGGAAUGCACUUCAACGGCUUGUCAAACUCUAAUUCCCAGCGCGAUACACUCGAAGUACCCGAUGGUCUCAUACACCACGUGCGUGUUAAAAUUCAGCCAACUGCUGCAGGAGAACCUGGAGUGCCAGCCAUGGAUCGUCGGCUGGUGCGAAGACGAUCAGAAUGUGUCGAUGCUCUUCAACUACUCGAGCGACCUGAUCUUCCCUGGAUCCAUGUUGAUCGAAGAGUCCAGCUCGAACCGAUCUGUCGCUGACUUGCUCUUUAACCUGGUCCCUCACAGCAACGGCCAGCUGCUGCUCCACCUGCAAGCUGUCGACUCCUUAGGAGCGUUCUCGGAUGAGCAGACGGUCGAGCUCGUCGUGCUGCCUGUCAACGAUCAACCGAGCAUCGGGCUAAAUGUCUCAGCUUGCUCCCAGCUGGAGUCUGUUGGCAUCAAGUGCACCAUCCUUUGCUCUAAGACUGGUGAUGGGUUGACCGCGCAGGCGGAGGUGACGUGGGUCGAGGACUGCGUCAACGGCAGCCUGUCCGUGGAGGUCAAGGUGGAUGAGAACCACCAGUGCUGGAACGAGAGCAGCUCGCUUCCCCGUCCCUGCCCCCUCCAUCGCCUCUUUGUUGGUCGGCCGUCAGCCUUCGGGUCUAAGGACGAGGCGAGUCAGUUGACAACCUUCGAGCUGCAGGCGACAGGGGACGGAAGGGACACGUACUCAAGCCUGCUGAACUUGUUCUUCGAGGAUGGAGAGCUUCUCCUGCAGCUCGUGACUGACGCCAACGGCAACGCGACCUUCGACGUCUUCCUCUUCGAUGACGGCGGUACCGCCAACGGAGGUGUCAACGUCUCCCGCAGCAUCGCCUUGAGCAUCGAGGUCACGCCCGUCAACCAGCCGCCUUCCUUCCUCCUCUGCUGCAACGGCGUCGUCACGUUUAUCGCAGGCUCGCUGGUCCAGACUCAUGAUGGAGCUUUCGUCAACAUCAGCAAGGGAAGGAGGCGGCCAGACGGGGAGGACCCCGAGAGCAGCCAGCAGGUGUCGUUCGUGAUCGAGUCUGUAGCUGGAGACGAGCAGAUCUUGGCGUCGGCGCCAGUGAUCUACAGCAACGGGAGCCUGAGGGUGGAGCUGGCGGAGGGGAGGACGGGGGCGGUGAACGUGAGCGUGGUGCUAGUGGACGACGGGGGCUGGUACGGGGGGGGGAGGAACAGGUCGGAGGCGGCGGUGCUGGUGAUAGCGGUCGUUGACUUCUACGUGGAAGUCGUGCUGUGUUCGUCGUCCUGGUCGUCACAGGAGCUUAGAAACUUUUUGCAUGUCCCCUGGUCGUCGUGGGUGGUCGAGACGGGUAGUGACUUGCUAGCUGGAUGUGUCAACGAGUCUCUAACCUUUGACGUCUACUCAACGUCUCUGGCGGUGGCUUCGCAGCUCCAGAGUCAGCUGGACUCGCUGCUGGAGGGGCUGGUGAGGAGGCCGAGGAUCCUGCUCUUCACCAAUCGGUUCAACAUCCCCUCCUUCGUCCUCACCGCCACCAGCGUGACCGUCCUCGAGUGCGUCGACCCGGAGGGAGAGUGUAACAAGAACGUGUCGCUCGUGACAAACAUCACGUCCCCUCCCCUCACCCCUCUGAGCCCAGCUGGCGAGGAGCUGGUCAGCUUCACCUUCAGCCCGCUCGGUCACCUCCUGCAGGGGCAGAGCGAGUGGGUCUACGACGAGACCGACGGGGGCCUCCUGCAAGCUCCGGCGAAGUUCGUUGUGGACUGCGGACAACAUGACGUCUACCGUUGGAGGUCCUUCGGCAAGUGCGCGACUGCUCAGCUUUUCUUCAACAUCAGCAAGUUUUUCGUGGGGUCUGCGGUGUACGAGGUAAGGAUGGUUGGGUCGAGCAUUGCCUUCAACUUCUCCAUCGUCGUCGCUCCUGUCGUGCGGCUGCCGAGCUUCUCCUUGCACGCUGCCGAGCUGACGCUGCUGGAGCACCAAGGGAGCAUCUUCAAGCCUGAGUUCUUCUAUGACAUCUUCCCGGGAACGUACGUUGACAGCGCCAGCCUCUUGCUCGUGUUUACCGCAGACAAGAACGUCGUCAGCAAUAUUCAUGCUACGAUCAAUGCCAGCAGAAGCACAGCUGACUUGAAUUUGACCACCGUCGGUCGACUCAACGGCCUAGUCAUCUUGACAGUCAGGCUAGAGGGGUACGACUCAACGUGCAACUGCACCGUCUUUUCGGAGAGGAAGAACAUAUCUCUUGUUGUGCAGCCUGUCAACGACGCUCCUUCUCUCACCUUGAACUGCUCUGUUGUUGAAAGUUUCAGCAACAUACUGUCCACUGACUGCUGCACGAGCUCAAACCUCGCUCCGUGUUCCCUUGUCGUGUCUGUGGAUCAGAACUGUGGACGCUGCCCACCGGGCACAGCAACAGAACUCUCCUCCUGUGCUACAAGUCCUUUCGUCCUCCCCCGUCUCUUCCUUGGCAGUCCUUCCAUCUUCUCCUCCGUGGACGAGCAAUCGCAGUCGCUUUCCUUCUAUGCAGUUGACGCGCAUCCUUCCCUCCUCUUUGACUCUCCUCCCCAGCUCUCUGCAUCUGAGUUCUACUUCUGCCUGGGUCAGGACAGGAGCGGCAACGCGACCUUCGACGUCUUCCUCUUCGAUGACGGCGGUACCGCCAACGGAGGUGUCAACGUCUCCCGCAGCAUCGCCUUGAGCAUCGAGGUCGCGCCCGUCAACCAGCCGCCUUCCUUCCUCCUCUGCUGCGACGGCGUCGUCACGUUCUGGACGGGUCCGGGGUCGCAGUUGAUGGCAGAUGUUGCGAGGAACAUCAGCAAGGGGAGGAGGCGGCCAGACGGGGAGGACCCCGAGAGCAGCCAGCAGGUGUCGUUCGUGAUCGAGUCUGUAGCUGGGGACGAGCAGAUCUUGGCGUCGGCGCCAGUAAUCUACAGCAACGGGAGCCUGAGGGUGGAGCUGGCGGAGGGGAGGACGGGGGCGGUGAACGUGAGCGUGGUGCUAGUGGACGACGGGGGCUGGUACGGGGGGGGGAGGAACAGGUCGGAGGCGGCGGUGCUGGUGAUAGCGGUCGUUGACUCAUACCUAUCGAUGGAGAUCCGGUUGAAGGAUUCGAUCUUCACGCCGCAAGUGAUGGCAGAGACGAAGAGGCUUAUCGCCUCUCUCCUUCACCUCCCGUUCCUGUCGUGGGUCUGCAGCUGCGAGGAGAGCUCGUGCGAUUUUCCGCUGUGCAGCCGUAUGACAAGCUUACAGUACCCGAUGGCAGUCGCGGUUGUCAACGUCAGGGCGCUCAACGCUACGGAUGCCAUGGGAUACCUCGAGGCCUCGCUCAGCGUCGCAGAAACCCUGCGGUCUCAAGUGUUUCCUGGCCUGGGAGCCAUUGACAUCAACUCGACUGCCUUCAGGAAGAACCUGAGGCAGACUCCCUCCUUCAACAUCGACACCUCCACCGUCGCUGAUCUCCUGGAGAACGUGGAGGAAGAUGCGAAUGUGACAGUUAUCCCCAACUUCAUCGUCAAUAUUGUUGCGCAGCCCGACACUCCCUACGACCACAGCGGCAACGAACUGAUCUACUUCUCCAUCUCCCCGAUCCGCCACCGCCUGUUUCUCAACAACUCAUACUCCAACGACUCGACUGACGGGGGCCUGAUGGCUCAACCCCCCAACAUUUCCUCUGUCUGUCACGUCGUCUGUCAGUCAGCGACGUUGAGCCUCCUCCCAAGACGCUUCUGGAACGGCCUCGUCGAGUUUCAGGUAGUGAUGCACCAGUCGGAGAUCUCCCACACCCUCCUCCUCCAGAUCCACCCGGUCAACCAGCUCCCGACGUUCCUCGUCCAGCCGCAGAUCUAUGCUCUCUCUGACUCCAAUCAAAUCCUCCGCGAUCUCGUCUACAGCGUGUCCGCUGGCCCGCUCGAAGAGUCUUGGCAGGUCUUGACAGGCUCCAUUCUGCUGCAGGAUACUCUCGUUGGCGAGACUGUGCUGCAGGGGGUCAAGGGAAACCUUCACGUCAAUCUCAAGGCUCCUCCUCUCGCUCCUGGUUGGAACAAUCUGACGAUGCGGGUCACUGACUCUGCUGGAGGGUCAACAGAGCAGCCCUUCCAGCUCUACCUGUUCACCUUGAAGGAAGUCCCUCCCAUAUACGGCAACGAUCAAUGUAUCUUCUCCUGCGAGCUCAGCGGCUUCCUCUCCCCGAUCCCGACACAAGGACCAGCUCUCAACUACUCGCUCCAGGUGCCCGACCGAUCGCUCCUGGUCUCCAUGGACUUGAGCCCGACGGGGUCGCUGUACUGGGUCACCAAGAGGAACGCUCUCGGCAACUUCAGCAUCAUCGUUAACGUCACCUGGUACAACCCGAUCUUCCAGCGCGUCGACUCCACCUGGCAGCUCCUCCUCCUCACCAUCGCCUGCGCCAACCAGCCCCCCGUCUUCUCCCUCGAUCGCCAGCUGCUGAUCCUGAACCAGCACGACGAGGGCCAAAAUCUUCUGGUGGGCCUUGCUGGGGACGUCAGGCCCAGUGAGGUGGUGGACGUCUGCGGUGAAGCACAACAGCUCGUGACCUUCGAGCUUGUCGACGUCUCGAGCUCCACCGGCUCCUCCGGCUGCGGCGUCGACAGGCUGUCGAUCUUCCCUCCGACCUCCUGUGCCUCCUCCCCGCAGCUCCUCGACUUUAUCUCCCCGCCUGCUGUCCUCGCCAACGGCUCCAUCGUCUUCGAGCUCGCGCCCCGCGCCUUCGGCCUCUCCUCCUACAACCUGACCCUGUACGAUGACGGGUCGCCGCCUGCUCGCUCGCCGACGUCGGAAGUUUGCAUCCUCGUGCAUCCGGUGAACCAUGCUCCCUCCUUCAGCAUGCUCGUCAACGAGGUGACAGUCCUCGAGUGCACAGCGCAAGAGGCCUGCGCACACACGCGGCUGAUCGUCGAGAACAUCUCAGCUGGGGUCGACGAGGCGUGUCAAAGUCUCUCCUUCCUCGUCGUUCCGUUCUCAGCUCGCAUCCCAGCAGUCCCCCUCAAGGAAUGGCAGAGUGUCGAGAUCGACGAGCUCAACGGAGCCAACCAGCUUCACGGCGACCUCCAGCUGUUUGCCAGCUCGACGGACAUAGUCGUGGACGUGGCGAGUGGGAACAUCUCCUUCCUGUUGGAGCCGCAGAGAAACGGGCGAGUCGUCUUCAACGUCUUCUUGCGCGACGACGGAGGGGCAGCCCAUGGCGGCAAGAACCUCUCGCUGCCUGCUCCACUCCGUCUCAUCGUGCUGCCAGUCAACCAGGCGCCCACGUUCACCCUGACCUCCUCCAUCUUCAUGUUGGAAGAGGCAGAGGCCGGGAGCUCAGUCACGACGGUGAUUGCGAGGAGUGUGGGAGGAGGAGGUUGGAGGGAGGAUUAUCAAGUCCUCUCCUUCUCCCUCCUGCAGACCUCUGGACCCACCGGCGUCUUCUAUCCGCAACUGACUCAGAACGGGACUGACCUGCUACUGACCGUCUCCCUUCAAGCCGCGAGGUUUGGCAACACAACAUUCCAGCUGACGUGCGAGGACAACGGAAACUUGGACAGCAUCGGGGAGGGCAAGACCGUCGCACAGCUGCAUGUUGACGUGCUGCCGGUCAACAGUCAGCCAUCCUUCGAGCUCAUCACCAGUCAAGUCGCGCUGUUGCGGGGGAAGGAGUGCAACUGCAGCCUCCGAUCCUCGUGGCUGGCGGUGGAGUCAGGGAUGACGUGCAAGGCUGGCAGCCCACAGGACAUGAGGAACCUCGAGACUCUGUGCGACUGCACCGGAGGGUCAACCGAGAGCUCCUACGAGUCUUUCGCGCGAUCGAUCUCCCUGGGAGAAUACGAGAACGGCUGCAGAGGAGGCAACGUCUCCGAUCCCUGUUGCCGACCCGCCUGCGUCAACUUGUCCUCUCCCUCCUACGUCGGGUUCCCAACUUGUGGUUGCGAACGGCAGAGCGGACAGUUUCAUCUCGUUCCUCUCCCUUCCUCCCAGCCAGCCAAUGAGCUCUUCGAGGUCAUGCCCUCUAUCAGCUUCCCUUGCGGAGAUCUUGUCUUCAAGCUCAGGACGAACGCUGUCGGCCGCCAAGUGUUCACGAUCCUGCUGGAUGAUGGGAUGAGAAACUCGUCCUCGCACGACCUGACGCUAGUUGUCAUGGACUACAACCGCGCUCCUUCCUUCACCUGGCUCGAGGGCGACUCUCUGGCGGUGCUGGAGGACAGCGGCUUCUUCAACAGACUCUUCGUAGUCAACGUGUCUGCCGACGGAACAGCUUCCAGCACCUUCGAGCCCCACCAGAAAGUCUCUUUCACCCUCUGCCCGGCAGGGACAGACUGCCGUUCUCCCCAGCUCGAUCUCUUCAGCCUACCGCCCAGCAUCGUCGUCGCUCCGUGCCGGCAGGGGCCCUACCUGUGCGGCAACCUCACGUUUCAAGGGGCGCGCAAUGCCUACGGGCGGCGGAGCAUCUCCGUAAACCUCAAGGACGACGGAGGGGUGGAGAACGGGGGGGUUGACACCUUCACGAGGUACCUCACCAUCACGAUCCUCAACGUGAACGACCCUCCCACCUUCUCCAUCCCCGGCCAGCUGGACUUGACCGAGUCCUCCUUCUACCGCCUCCCCUCCUUCGCCCAAGGGAUCGCGCCGGGGCCCUCCAACGAGGGCCAGCAGAAACUUACCUUCUCCGUUGUGGCAUCCAGCAGCUUAGACCUCUUCCGCCAGCACCCCCAGAUUGACAUCAACGGCCAGCUCACCCUCCACCUGUCUCCCUCACGCAGCGGCACGUCGUACGUGGUCUUCAUGCUCAAGGACGAUGGAGGGACAGCCUACGACGGUCACGACUACUCCACCAGGAACGUCGUCAUGACUGUCCUCCCGUCCAACGAUGCCCCGGGCUUCUUCCUCCCUUGGACCGUCCUCUGUACCGACAUCACCGUCCCUUACACGCAGUCCUGCAACUGCUCCGCCGUCGUCGCCAACCCGACAGGAGCUGACUUCGUCAACGCUGGGCAGGUCUGCCAGCUUUCCGACCGCUCUUCCACCUACAACUCGUUCGAGCAGGCUACGACGACCGUGCAAGUCCUGGAGAACGCAGGGAACAAGUCGAUUCCGAACCUUGCCUUCUUCCCCUCAGCCCAGCACGAUGCCUUCCAUGGCAGCUCCCUGACCUUCGCCCACACUUCCUGGAAGUCGCAAGUCCAGCUGACCUCCAUCAGGAAGGAUGAGAUCUUCACUACCCCAGGAGCUGAGUACGUGACUGCCUACCACCAGAGUGACGACGGCAUCACCGCCUACGCCCUCGAAGCCGAUCUUAGCUGCCUUCUGACGAUGCGCAAGAACCUGACGGCGGUAGAAGGAUCAACGUCAUGGUACAUUUCGGAUCGAGUCUGUGAGGGAGGGGAGCGACUGGAGCUGAUCUAUCAGAAGAACCUCUCCGUCGGCGACGCCUGCGGCAUUACCCCGUUCGAGGUGGAAGGAACCAAGUACCUGCUGCCUUCAGUCGGCUGCCCCUCCUUGAGCUCGUUCCCCGGCAACCAGCCCUACGGCUUUAACGUCUCUUGUCAAGAGGACCGUUGCCUCGUCCCAGGCUGCUGCGCCCGGAUCAGAGAUGCCUUGAGCGGGUACUGGGAACUGUCCCCCGACUUCAUGUACGACCUCGAGCAGAGCAUGCUUAUCAACCCCUUCCCACCUGGACCCCAGCAGCAGCUCAACUAUACCGGCAACAGCUCUUACUGGAGGUACAGCUACAUGAUCAACUCGUCCAAGCCCGCCUUCGUCCCCGACUACACGGUCGAGCUUGCGGCGAUCCGAGACCUGGCUGGUGUGCUGGGAGCUGCCCUCUUUCGCGGGAAGCUGCCAGUGAACGCCUCGAACAUCGAGCAGACGAGGUCGUCGGCCUUGGACUUCAUCAUGACCGACGGCCUGCGUGACGCGAUGCAGUUUGACGGGGACUUCAACAGCAGGCUUGUCAUCUCUGACAACGUCCUCCUCCCCCCCUCGUAUGGCCAAGAGUCUCUUCUCAGUCGCAUGCCUGGGGGGCAGGGCGAUCUCUCGGUAGAGGUCUGGUUCACCAUCCAAAGUCUGGCGACCGGAGCUCAGGGUCGCGGGCUCAUCAGCAGCUGGCAGCCUCUCACUACCUGCGAAGCUGGUUGGAAACUUUUCUACACGUUGAGCGACUCCUUCCAGCUGCAGUGGGCGGUGACGAGCCGGGAGCUGAUGACCAACGCGAGUGUCCGCAGGGACCUCGUGGCGACGCUGAGCCCGCCUGUGCUUGGGAGAUGGUACCAUGUGGUGGCGACGGUGAGCUCGAGCGAGAUGCGUGUCUACGUGGAUGGGUCAGAAGUCGCAGCUUUGACAGGUUGUCAAAGAUGCUCAGCUGGUCAGUGCUCGACGGUUUCUUGCGGGUCAAUCUCCUACUCUCAGUGCAGCAACUUCUCCACACCCUUCGCCAUCGGCUCCAUGUGCGUCGCACCAGCAUGUGCGAUUGCCAACUUGUCAAACUGGUCGUCCCAUGUCGGAGCCAUCAAGAGCGUCAGGCUGUGGGACAGGAAGAUCAGCGAGGAGACUGUUCGUGAUCUGUACAACCAGCUAGCAGGGAGCAUGGCAGCAGUGAACACACUGGCAUACUGGUCUCCUACAGCAGUGACGGACACUUACAUCGACAUCCAGGGGAGGUUCAGCUCCUCCUCUCCUCCGAGUGCCUUCCUGCAGCUCGGGAGCUACAAGGUCUCAGCAGCCGUGACGGUACAGACGGCAACGACAGCAAGGAUCGCCAUGCCCAAGUGGAGUGGGCCGAUGGGGGGAGCAACAGUCUACCUUCAGAGUGGAGGGGAGAGAGUGUGGCAGCGGAGAUGCCUCCAGUACUUCUGUAACAGCACUGGCCUGUCGCCGCCCACGGUUGUGACGUCACUGUCUGCUGGAGCUCGUGUGUCAGUCAGGUUCUUGUUGAACUCUUCUGUCUACCUCUACAACUCGAGCUCUUUUGUGAACCUCUCAGGGACUCUGGAUGGAAGAAACGCGUCGGGAGCUUCGUCAUCGCACUUUUUCACCUUCCAAGGCUCGCCCUACCUCGCCGUGUCCAAGUUUUGGAACGUCUCCACUACCAACUUGACCUCCAACAUCUACAAGCUCGACUGUGUCGUCAGCAACACAACCUCCAGCUGUCUGCGAGCUCGGGUGACCGACUCGAUCAUCACACAAGGUGCGAGGGAGGUAGCUUACUUCACCUACUUGGAUAAGUCCUACCUCGCCGUCGCCAACUACCUCGGCCCUGUGAUGGUUUAUCCCCUCCAGCCUCCCUCUGGCUCCCUCCUGUCUAUAGUCAACCAGACAGCAGGGCUGCCGCUAGACGCUGAUGUAGGGGCCACGGGCCUUAGAGCUAUCCGGCACUUGAGUGAUACGUACUUGGUAGUGUCAAGGUUCAACCCCAAGGCCGAGGGCUUCCGCUCGGAGUCUCGGAUGUUCCGGAUCAGCGGAGCCACUUGGAACGUGACGAGGCAUCAGACGUUCAUGGUGGCGGCAGCGUUCGGCGUCGACCAGGCCAGCUACGGCAGCCUUCACUUCAUCGCCUUCUCAUCUGCAGUCUACGGGGGAGCCUCUGACGUGUACGUCGCCAGAGCCGAUGCUGCCACCCUUCACUUCGUCCUCCUGCAGAGUUCUCCUGCUGGGCCUUACGGAGUUUCAUCAGUCUCCUUCUUCUUCCCCCAGCUGGGCAGCAGCGGGACCUCUCAGACCGUCGGGCUGAUUCUUGGGGCAGUGCAAGGAAACUCCCUUGCCAUGCGAUGGAACGGCUCCCAUUUCAUCAGCCUCCCCAACAGCCUCACCCUCCCCUCCGACUGGAUCCUUGGGGAGCAACUUGGUUACGCUGUCUCCCCCGGGAUACAGGCAAUCGCAGAGCUGAAUCUCUCCUCCUCCUCGUCGACUUCUUCCUCCUCCACUUCCUUGAUGUUGGUUGCCAAGGGAUACGACGCGCCUUCUGCCCGUUUCCAGGCAAGCGUCAUCUACUCCACCAGCCCGUCUUCUGUCUCAGGGCUCAAGGCGCCUACGUCGGUGUUGACGAUACGGAUCGGCAGGGUAGAGUACGUGCUGGUGACGAGCAAGUACUCUAGAGGGAUCUCAGUCUUCUCGCGGAAUAGCAACGACAAGCUCGUCUACCUGUUCCAGUCAAACUCGACUUGUCCUGGGAUCUUUCAAAAGUCUGGCUUGACUGUCCCAGGUUGGUCAGCCCUGGCACUGACGCCUGACCAGCAGCAUCUCUUCGCCGUGAGCCCCAGCUUGAACGUUCUGGCCUUGUUCUCCAUCGUCACUCAGAACGACAAGCUCGACUCGUUUGUCUGCAGGGACUUUCUGUUUGACAAGAUGGAAAUCAGCGGUGGAGUCGUCGACGGUCUGGACGGAGCCUCCGACGUCUCCUACGAGGCGGCUCGCAGCCUCGUGUUUGUGACGGGCUGGAGGGACCAGGCAGUUGCUGUCGUUCACUUCAACGGCACCGCCCUCAACUACAUCGACAGGAUCAAGAACGGGGAGCGCAACGUCUCCUCCCUCAUCCUCAACAGCUCGUUGACCCGCGUCAACAACAACGUGAACGGAAAGUUCCCGAAGCGACUCUUCGCGCUGCCGGAGCCGUACAACGAGACGCUAGCAACCGCGUCCUGGGAGGAGGGUGCCAGGAAGUACAUGGCAGUAGCGACGAAGAGGAAGGAGGUUGGGGUCGUGGUGGUCAUGGUAUGGGAUGAGUUCAUCGCGAACUUCGUUACUGUCCAGGAGAUCACCAACAGCCUCUGCCUUCCCAGCUCCCUCCUCUCCUUCUCCACCCCCGACCUGGACGGUCAGCAGCAGCUCUACCUAGUCGUCGGGCACCUCUGGCCGGACUCCGUGCCCUGCGAUCCCAUCAAAGUCUUCCGGUGGAACGCGACCAGCAGCUCGUUCGUCCCUCAUGGCAGGGUACCUUCAGCGCUCCCGAGUGGGCAGAGCUACCUGGCAGACUACGACCUCUGGCUCCCCUCGCAGUUCUCAGUGAAGGAGAUGCUUCACUUUGACAUCGAUGGGUUCUCCUACCUUGUCACUGUCAACUCAGAGGAAGGUCAAGUCCGUACCAACCUUAUCCAGUCCUGCUCUAGAAGGACUACCUCCUUCUCCUGCUCCUCCAACUCCUCUGUUUCCCCCUGGAACCAGUCCAGCAGCAACGUCACCUGCCCUCCGGCAGAUGCCUUUGACAACCAGACCGCACACGCGUCAAGUGACUUCACCUCGGAGUGCACCAACGGCACCUCCUACGACACCAAUUUUCUUGACCUAGUCAGCUGCUCGGGCGCGACUGAGCUGAACGUGACGUGCGUCAACAGGACUACCCAUCGAAUGUUCCUCAACACGACAACGUGCUACAAAGAGGACGUGAAGACAUGCUCUGCCAACUACACGUUCAGCUGUGACUGCAACCGAACCAUCAUCACAAGGAGGGGACCUGCCCGUGUCGCUAUCAUCUACCGAUGGAGCAACUACGGGUCUGCAGUGGCUGCAGGGGACGGGUUCCAGAUCUUUCAGGUUGUCAAGCUCAACAGGUCAACCGACGUCUCCUUCGCCUCUCUGCAAGGCACGUCAAACUUCCUGACGUUCGUCGACGACGCGAGAGAGGUCAAACUCUUCUCCUACUCUCUCUCCGUGUUCAACAAGUUCCUGCAAGCUCGGUCCGGUCUGUUCACUCUAGUCGACACCAUCAUGCUCCCCAACGUCGCUGCUGUCGCCAUGUACGAAUGGGCGGCCGUGAGCAGUGUGCUGCUGGUAGUCAGCGGUACCUCUCCCUCCCAGCUCGACCCUUCCUUGCUUCAAACCGGCUUUUCCCUCUAUCGCCUCACUGUGUCUCCCAGCGGUGCACACAACCUGACCAGGAAGCAGACGGCUGUGCUCGUCCCUGAUCUGGGAGUGGACACUGUGCUAGACAUGUUUGAGUUCCAGGAGGAGCUCUACCUCGCCGUGGGCAGCGGAGCCUGUCAGGCGGUAGCACAGAACGAGAUCGUGAACAGAAGCUCGUGCUACAAUCGUGCGUUCGACACCAACGUCUUGCAGUUCCUGGAGCCCUCAAUGACGUUUGGAAACCUGACAGCCAUCACGAGGGGAACCAACAAGGCUCUGAGGUACGAGCCGGUGGCAGACAGCGAGCUUCUCAUUCACAGCCGCGCCUGCCCCUUGAAUUUGGGGCUGGUCAGAGACUUGCGAACCCUCCAAGUGACGAACGAGACCUUGUUCCUCGUGACCGAUGGGAGCAACUCCCUCGUCCUCUAUCACUUCCACUUCGACCUCGUCGUCGGCCUCGCCGGCGCCUCCUCCCUCUCCAGCUCCUCCUUCCUCAACCAGUCGUACGUGUACGUCACUGCAGACCUGGACAGAACCUUGUCCAUGAUCCGUUACGACCGCAACAGCUCCGUUGCCCCCCGUCAGUCUGACUUCUUCUUCCAAGACAUAGUCUCCAUGGACCUUCUGCAGACCGACAAGGUCUACCAGCCGCUCGCCUUCGGCCUGUCACGCUCGGUCAAGACGCGAGCCAAGUGCGGAGCUCGAGACGUCGUGCUCGAGAGCUCCGUCCAGAAGCUCCUGCAGCUUCCAGGCUGCACCGAAGACUGCCUGUACAUGCGCUACUGCACGUGCAAGCAGACCUACUGCGACGUCUCGGUCGUCGGAACGGUCGACAGGGCCGAGUUCACUUGCGCCCCCUUCCCACCUCUCCCAACUCUCACCCACGUGGCAGACGGAAGCAUGAGCUUUGACAUCUUCCCCCCAGCUUGUCAAGAGAUCUCAUUCCAGCUGAGAACGGAUGCUACUGACAACCCGAACCUCCUGUCAGCUCCACUCGAGCUGGGGACUGAUGGCUCGCUCUCCUUCACUCCCAACGCCUUCCAGAACGGCGUCGUCGUCUCCUCUACCUUGCUUGAGGACAACAGGGGAGGUGCUUCAGCCCUCAAGAAGGUUCACCUGUCCGUCAACCCAGUCAACCAGCCUCCCUCCCUCGACGUCCGCAACCUUGUCGUCGGGGAGGACCUUGGCUCCCAGCAGCUAGUGUUCGCGACCAACGUCAGCCCGGGCCCAGCUGACGAGGCCAGCCAGAAGCUCUCGCUCAGGUUCACCUGCACCAACCUCGACCAGUAUGCGAAGCCUCCUCAGCUCCUCCUCUCCUCCGACGGCUCCAAGACAGGCAUCAUCACCUUCGCCUCCCUCCCAGGCCGUCGGUUCACUUCCGACAUCGUAGUAACGGUCAUCGACGACGGGCCUAUCAGUCAAGUUGACGGCUCGGUCAACUUCGUAGUGAAGAACUUCACGUUGACUGUGGUCCCUCGAAACCACCAGCCCUUGUUUGACCUGGCUGCGACCAAGGUCACCAUGUACGAGAGUCAGGGGCUGCUUGUCUUGCCCAACUUUCUCCUCCACAUCGACCCCGGCAGUCCUCUAGAGCUCAGUCAAGACUACACGUUCGACAUCCAGCAAGUUCGAGCUGUCCAUUCUGCCUUCAGCCCCUCCCAGCUCAUCACAAACUCCACCUUCUCCCCAGCUGGCAGGUCAAGCUCGAAGGCCCUGACCCUCACGACCGCUCCGUUGGUCAACGGGAUGUUCGAAGUCACGAUCAGAAUGCAGGACAACGGAGGGACGAUGUACAGCGGGGUCAACGCGUCGUUCAGGAGCUUCUUCCUCUUCAUCGUCCCGGCCUACAGCUACCCGGAGUACCAGGUGCUGAGGUCGAUCGAAGUGAACGAGAGCAGGAGCCAGGUCAGGGUCCGCCAAGUGGCUGUCUACGUCAACCUAUCCACCAUCCCCCUGGACGAGCGGAACGAGACUUAUAGCUUCUACAUUGUCUCCAUGAACUCCAGCAAGUUCUUCGCGCAGGAUCCAACGGUCUACCUCAACGGCACAGUCGACCUGCUGCUCAACGCCAACGUCAGCGGGGCAGUCGCGUUAACCAUCGCCCUCAGGAACAAUCGCAGCGCGACCGACGGGUUCAACGACACCAUCACUUGGGUCUACCCCUUCAACGGGUCUGUGGCCAGCACCACAGCUUUCAUCAGGCAGGAUCAUAGCCCCCAGCAGCAGCUAGUUGUUGCCGUCGCCGCCAUCAACAACCCGCCGUUCCUCUCCGUCAUGCCGAGCGUCUCGUGCAGCGAGAGAGCGGAGAGGAUCGUUAUCCCCGGGUUCCUCCUCAACUUCUCCGUAGGGACUCCGGACGAGUUCCUCCAGCAGGUCUCCUUCGCCAUCGACGUCCAGGGAGUUGCCCCUGGCUUCUUCCAGCAGCAGCCCAGCAUCGACUCCAGCGGCUCCCUGACCUUCCUGCUGAACCCCGACAUGCACGGCGAGCUCUUGCUCAAGGUGACGCCGUUUGACAACGGGGGGACCCAGCUGGGGGGGAGGAAUGAGGGGCAGUCGGUUUACAGCAACCUCAGGAUCUAUCCUCACCCAAGAGUCUUUCAGGUUUCUCCCGCCGUCUCCCCGUCGUCUGUCCCAGUCCGCCUGACAGUGACGGGAGUUUUCUUCGGCUCCUUGUACAGCAGAGGCUACGAGGCCUCGAGCUACAGCGACCUGUCUGUCCUCGUAGGCGACCGGCCGUGUGUCAACGUCUCCUUCCUCUCCGACGUCGAGCUCCACUGCUCCACCUCCGACGUCGUCGGCCUGCACAACGUCACGGUCACGGUCAUGGACGGAUCGUUGACUCGCUCGGGAGUCAAGGAGGCAGCUGCGUCUUUCAACGAUGUCUUCCUUGCUGAUGUGGACGAGGAGGGAGUCGGCAGCCUCUGGUCAGGGCCCGAGCAGGACGGCUACACGCUCUUCACUGAUUCCCGACUGAAGCUCUCCCGGUCUGCGCUCUCCCUCCUUGCUCGCCCCCACCAUGUCAUCGUCGGCGGCUCGUUCCUGGACGCCUGCGGCUCUAGAGUCAACCACAUCCUCUCAUGGGAUGGCUCAGCUUGCACCAAGCUGGGGAACGGGCUGGACGGAGCAGUGCACACGCUGGUGGAGUACGGGUCCUCCCUCGUUGCUGGCGGGGUCUUCACUCGCGCCUACCAGGCCAAGGCGAGAGCAGCCAACACGGGAGGGCUGGCGAGCUGGGAUGGCGGCAGCUGGAGUGCAGUCGGGUGCCGGCUGAACGGGGUCGUGCUGAGCAGCGCAGUGAACGGCUCGUUCCUGUUCAUCGGAGGACGCUUCAGCUCAGUCUGCAACGUGACGUCUCAGGGGGUGGCUGUGUGGAACGGGGAGGAGUGGCUGGGGAUGGAGGGAGGGGUCAGGGGGUCCGUGCUGGCCAUGCUCGUAUACGAGGACCAGCUCUUCCUCGGCGGCGACUUUGUGGGGGCAGGAGGCAGCGUGGCGGCUAAGGUGGCCAGGUGGGACGGCAGUCAGUUCCAGGCGCUGGGGGUGCUGGACGGGGACGUGCACGGGCUGGCGCUGUAUGAUGGGGUGUUGUACGCAGGAGGGACGUUUGAGAGCGCAGCAGGGAACGUCUGCCCGCACCUUGCGAGGUUCUCGCACGGCAGGUGGGAGGCAGUAGGAGGAGGUGUGAACGGACCCGUGUUCUCCAUGCUCGUCCUCAACGACUGCUUGCUCAUCGGAGGCUCGUUCACUGCGGCAGGGGCAGGAGGAGGGAUGAAUGCGUCCUCAGCAGUGCGCUGGUGUCCACAAGAGCAGAUGUUCAAGUCAGGAGGGCUGGCUGGAGCGACGGCUGUCAGGACUGUAGUGAGAGUGCAGAAGCAGUAG